This is a messenger RNA of Diatraea saccharalis (sugarcane borer), 1446 nucleotides long. The record is from the annotation of a GenBank genome assembly. Lineage: Eukaryota; Metazoa; Arthropoda; Insecta; Lepidoptera; Crambidae.
GUGAGAGGAGUUGCUGUAUUGCUGUGUGGUAAAGUUUUAAAUUUGCCGUGGUUUUUUUCCAAAGUUCUUCAAAAGUACCGUUCCGAUAUUUCGCGAAAUGUCUACUUUUUUCCUAAAGGGAAAGUCGAGACAAGUUCGUAAAAGAAAAGGCGAGAAAAUUAAAAAGAAACCUAAGCGAACUAAUUCUAACCUAGAAAAUGGACAUCAUUCUUCUGAAAGUGAUCUCGAUUUAAAAAAGUUUUCUGAAGCUGAGGAUUCAGAAAGUGACCAAGAGACAGCUGAACAAAAGAAGCUACGCUUAGCUAAGAAAUAUUUGGAGGAAAUUGAGAAGGAAGAAGCGAAAAGGGCAGAACUAAAAGAGACCGAUGACGCUGUUGAAAAACGGCUUCAGAGAGAUUACCUUGAGCAAAAAGGGAAGUUAAAAGUACAAGCAGCAGAUAAUUUUAUUAUACCAACUGAUAAAGACUACAGACUUAUUCGUGUUAAGGACCAUCGUUUAUCCUUAACAUGUGUUUGUGUGAGUAGUGACUGUCAAAUUGCAUUUUCCGGAAGUAAAUGUGGCACUAUAAUAAAAUGGGGACUGAAAGAAAACAAAAAAUUAGGCUGCCUAACAUAUAAAACUCAUGCACAUUUAAUUAAGGGCAGUGUUACGUCAAUUUCUUUAUCAACAGAUUCUAAAUACAUGGCUAGUGCUGACCAGUCAUCUUUCAUUCAAGUCUGGGACCCUGUUACACUCAAGCAUAUAUACACAUUCAAAGGACACAAAGAUUCUGUAACGGGGUUAAUUUUUAGAAAAAAUACACAUGAUUUAUAUUCUGCUAGUAAAGAUAGAUCAAUAAAAAUUUGGUCUUUGAAUGAAAUGUCAUAUGUAGAAACUCUAUUUGGUCACCAAUCACCGAUCACAUCAAUUGAUGCACUAUCAAGAGAAAGAGCCAUCACAGCGGGCGGCCGUGACUGUACUGUACGUAUAUGGAAGAUAGUGGAAGAGUCACAGUUGAUUUUCAAUGGACCAAUAGGGAGCUUGGAUGAAGUCAAACUUUUGGAUGAAGAACAUUUUGUGUCUGGCAGUGACAAUGGGUCGUUAUGUGUUUGGAGUGUAUUGAAAAAGAAACCAUUGUGUACUGUUUUGGAAGCGCAUGGCUCUGAAAAUGAUACACCUCGAUGGAUUACCAGUAUAGCGACAUUAUUGAAUUCUGAUGUCUUUGCUUCAGGUUCCUAUGAUAAUAAUAUUAAAUUGUGGAAAGUUGGUGAUGCAUAUAGGAAAAUAACGCCAUUAUUUAGUAUAGCAGUUCAAGGCUUUAUAAAUUGUAUGCAGUUCACCAGUGAUGGAGCACAACUUUAUGCAGCUGUAGGUCAGGAACAUAAAUCAGGUAGAUGGUUCAAAAUGGGAAAUGCAAAGAAUGGAUUAUUAGUUGUUAAUUUUGAUAUUAAAUCUUAAUAUAGAAU